AUGGCGGCGGCCUCCUCCAACUGCCAAGACGAGGGCUUGCAGCACUUUCGUUCGGCGGGGCGAUCGCCUACCUUCGACCAUCUGAAGCUCAGGGAGAGCGUCUAUGACAAUAUCAUCGGCCAGGUGAACGGGGCGAGAGCGGUGGAUAAGCUCAGGAAAGUGGGCGCGAUCGAUCGCAUAAGCGAGGGUAAGGCUGUCAACAGCAAGUCCCUGGAAUACAGCGAUACAAUCACGCCGUCCACCAGUAACCCCAACGUACUCAAAUUGCCGGCGCUCCAGCAGAACCGGCGCCUCGCAGUUGAUUUGGAGUUCAACGAUGACGCGCCGCCCGCAUGGACACUCCUCCGGCGCGUCACGCACAACGUCUGGAUGUCUCUCAAGAUGACGCGGCUCUUUCUCUCUCUGGCGUGGGCGGAUAUCAAGGCGCGUACCUGCAGCUACUGCCUCGGGUUCUUCUCUGUGUUCAUCGUUGUACUUCUGCUUGUGCUGAUGUUUUCCAUCCUGGUGCACAUGCCGAUUUUGUUUCUCCAUUUUUCCGAGGAGACGCGUGGCGAGUUCGACCUCAUAAUCGGGCCCGGCAGUCUCAUGAGCAAGGCGACGGGCAUCAACUACACAAGAAUCAACGAGCUGUUUCCGGAAAGCGACCCCGAUUAUGGAUACAGCGCCCCGCGCUUCUUGGACAUCUACAUGGCUCGCACCACACGCUCUUGCCCGGGCAAGAAUGUGACGCAGAUGUGGUACAACGCGGACGGAAGUGUGUGCGACGACGUUGACCUCUGCAUGAGUGGGUGCUUCUCGAACGGCACGGCUGCUGUGGACCUCAUUGCGAUUGACGCAGCGGCGGAGGCGCGCAUGGAAUUUGGCACGCACUACGACGAGCCUACGCUGAACGAAGGAGAGCUGAUCUUGUCGCACCGCGCAGCGGUUCUCAUGGGCGGGGUGAAUGUGGGCGACACGAUAAUCCUCUACGGAGAUGCUCGGCUGAACAUUCAGCUCCCGUUCGCUAAUCUGACGCAUAACGAUUCGUCGAACGUCAUGAUGCCGUUCAAGGUCGUAUCCGUCAUUCACGAGUACUACCGCAAGUUCCCGGAUGUCGAUACCUUUGUUGUCGUGUCCUUCCAGACGUUCUUGCGCGAUUUAGCGAAAGGCUUGGGACCGGACACGUCCACCCGUGGUGUAGAGGGGGUCGCCAACACGAACCCGAGCGACUGCGCGUCUGCUGUGUACUUCACCAUGAAUCCGGAGGCCCGACUGAAGGCGUACAGCCUCACAAGCUACGAGAAGAUUCGCAGGAACGUGGUGGUGUGGGCUUCGGGGGUACUGUCGCCUCUCGGGUUCAUGCAGGUCAGCCGCUCUGCACCGCAGCUGCGCGGCUUGUACGUGACACGGCUGUUCAGCGCCUUUGUUGGGCUAAUCAUGUCCCUCAUCCUCUUGGCGCUGGUGCUCCUUAGCGUUGUGCUGAUCUACACCCUUCUCACGGUCGGAAUCGAGACGAAGACGUAUGAGCUCGGUAUCCAGCGCAUGAUUGGCCUUACGAAAGAGAAUCUGAUCUUUUUGGUUCUCGCCAACGCGUAUGCCUUUACCUUGCCUGCGUGGCUCAUCGGCCUGGCUGCCGGACAAGGCACUUACACGGGGGUUCGGAUCGUUUUCGCGAAGUUCGUAGAUGUACAGCUGCCCAUGUUGGUCACGGGGGCCUCCCUCGGGUGGGCCACAGUCGCCGGCCUCGGUAUCCCUAUUGUGGCCUCUUUCUUUCCGAUCCUCUCGCUCGUGACGCAGAAGCUUCCCGACGCAAUCAACACCUCGCGCGGCCGCAAUAGUGGCGUCAUAUACAAGAUCGAGCGCGACGACUCGACGCAGUGGAACGGGACCAUGCUCGUCCUCGGCGUGCUCUUCUUUGCGUUCGGCUUCCUGAUCUACUAUCUGUUCCCCACCGCGUUAAUCGCAAUGAACCUGAACUUGAUCUUCUACAUCUUCUUCGGCGUUCUCAUUGGUCUGCUCGCGGGGCUCGUACUGCUCGCGAUGAAUUUUGAGCGGGUGGCGCAGACAUGCAUCAGCUAUCUGCUGCUGUUCUGGGAGAGCAGGGCUGUCUUCUCGUUCAUGCAGAAGAGCCUCAGCGCGCACCGGCGCCGCAACCGAAAGACAGCGUUGAUGUACGCGCUUUCUCUCGCCUUUGUCAUUUUCAUUACGGUGGUGGUGCAGAUCCAGCUCGUCUCCUACGAAUACUCGUCUCGCCAGCGCAUGGGCUGCGAACUGUAUGUAGAAACAAAAGGCCUAACCGUGGAAGAGUACUGGGCCAUAGAGGAGAUUAUCGAACACCAGAUGGAGACCGGCAUAAUCUCUGCCUACACGUACGACUACAACAGCUCCGCUCUUACGUCUCUGAAAGGCGCGACAGUCUCCUCCAUUGGUCGCUUACGCAGCUCCGGCACGAAGCUAAAACCACUCCCUCCUAACUACUUCGAGGUCAUGGAUAGGACUUACCUGCACGUGAACAACUACCAGAGCAUCGUAGGCCGCUACGGGCUUGUGCGGGCCCUCUACAGCCCUGAAGGCCUCUACAAGGGGAUCUUGUCCUCUGGCGCGGCGGAUACCCUCGGCGUCGGAAGCGCGGACGGCGUCGUUUUGCUCAAGAUCACCAAGGUGCAAAACGCGACCUUAAACACCGAGGUCAUUCGUCGGGUCACCAUCCGUCCUGUAGCCACGCUCAACACGGCACCAGCCAUAGAUACCUCCAAGUACACCGGCACACAAGGUGACGUCGUGUUGAGUAUCCCUGGACUCUUCCGACACCUUAACGAGUCGCGCGUAAGCGUGUUGAACGGGAACGUGGGGAAAAUUCGGCUGCGCAUGAAUGACCCGAACUGGUACGACUUCAUCGGUGACCUGCUCACCGGGAGCAUUGCCGCGCUGGGUCACACAGUGACUGUGACGAACAUUAGAGAUGCGACGAGAGACAUGGCCGCGGCCAGCGAAGCGCUGAAUUUCUUCUUCAUUGUGGCGGAGAUAAUGAUUUUGGUCAUUUGCUUCUUUUCUCUGAUGAGCAGCAUGACGACGAACGUGCUCGACUCCUCCAAGGAAAUUGGCGUGCUGCUGUGCUUGGGCAUGUCCCACUUCCAGGUGUAUCGCGUGUACGUCUGGGAGGCCUUUGUCUUGGUCGUUUCGUCUGGCGUCAUGGGCCUCAUCGUCGGCCUUGUGGUUGCCUACACGAUGCAGCUGCAGAACAUCCUAUUCACGCAGCUGCCUCUGCCAUUCCCUUUUCCGUACAUCCAGCUGGCCAUUUUGGUGGUCAUCGGUCUCGUUUCAGCGCUAGCGUCCAGCAUCAGCCCGGUGGCGUACCUUUUAGGUCUUCCUUCCGUCACGCACAUCCUGCGUCGCACCAUUCACUGA
This is a messenger RNA of Leishmania major strain Friedlin, 3387 nucleotides long. RefSeq lists its product as hypothetical. The transcript has a single exon. The record is from RefSeq and is a predicted model, not a curated record. Gene Ontology annotation, biological process: transmembrane transport. Bases 1 to 3387 code for a protein of 1128 amino acids. NCBI's taxonomy places the organism in Eukaryota, Euglenozoa, Kinetoplastea, Trypanosomatida, Trypanosomatidae. Gene Ontology annotation, cellular component: membrane.